AUGUUUGGUCCAUAUAUAGCUACAUUCAUGCUUAAAUACCUUGGAAGAAGACCAGUUUUCUGCAUUUUACAAUUCAUUAGUGGUGUAAUUUAUCUUUUAAUGCUUACUGCUAAUCAGACACGCUUUUGGAUCUUAAUCUUAAUGAGAGCGCUUAUGGAUUUAGCCAUUGGUGGUAUUUCUUCAACCGCUCCUACAAUGCUUGUAGAAGUUGCCCCAGAAGGACUCUCUGGAUUCUUCGGCAAUCUCGCACAAACUGGCAUUUGCACAGGAUGCAUCAUAGUUUACUUAGCUGGUAAUUGGACAGCAAAUGUUGAUAAACAAGCCUACAAAUGGUGGAUUAUCCCGAUUAUCACCGCAGCAUUUAACUUUUUGAGCUGCUUAUUGAUAUGGAUAUGCCCAGAAACAGGCCAUCACGCAAUGAUUGCUGAUCAUGAAGAAAUUGGCGCAACGAAAGAGAGUUUAUGCCAAAAGAAGUACCUUGGAAAGCUUUUUGUUGGAGUAAUGCUCAUGAUUAUCCAACAAUUUAGCGGAAUUAACGCAAUUGUUACAAAUCUCGACGAUAACUUACGUACAUCCAAAGUUCCAAUGGAUUCUGGCAUUGCAUCUGCAAUUUCUAUGUUCAUGAUGGUCAUUGCAGUCUUUAUUGGCGGAAUGCUGAUUGAUAAAUUAGGAAGAAAGUUAUUGUUUACAGCAUCAUGCCUUGGAUGUGGAAUAACAUUAAUUGUCUAUGCCUGCUGCUACAAUUAUGACUGGCCAUCUUGGAUUGCUUUGAUUUGCAUCUGCCUCUACUUGUUCUUAUUUGGUGUUGCUCUUGGACCUGUCCCAUGGUAUUGCAUUCCAGAACUCUUCCCAGCGAACCUUCGUUCUCUUGGAAAUUCGAUAGUCAGUACAACGAAUCAGCUUUUCACUUUUGUUGUCAUCUUUAUCUUCCCAAUCAUGACUGGCAAAAAGAAUCCAGACACAGGAAAGUUCAGUGGCGGAAUGGGCUACAUGGCCACCUGUUUACUCUUUGCGUCAUUCUCUAUAUUGGGAGGACUCUUUGGCUGGUUCAUGAUUACAGAGCCAGUUAAAGAUAUGAGUUCUUCAAUUUUAGAGAGUAAUAACCAAUAUCAAUAA
Molecule: messenger RNA, 1116 nt
Organism: Trichomonas vaginalis G3
Lineage: Eukaryota; Parabasalia; Trichomonadida; Trichomonadidae
Product: major facilitator superfamily transporter
Exons: 1
Coding region: 1-1116 (371 amino acids)
Biological process (GO): transmembrane transport
Cellular component (GO): membrane
Molecular function (GO): transmembrane transporter activity
Source: RefSeq, a predicted model, not a curated record